GCGACAUGUGAUCGUAUACCGCAGAUGGAAGGUUGUUUCUGCACAACUGGAAUGAUGCAGAAUGAUACCGGCAUUUGUGUUCCAUCAUGUGAUCGUUGUCUUGGCAGUGAUGGAAUUUACCAUGAGGUUGGUGAUACUUGGCAAGAUGGCCCUUGUGAGAAAAUGUCAUGUCUUGUAGGUGGUCACGUUGACACUGUUAUCACAGAGUGUGCACCACCUCCCCAGUGUCAGUAUCCCAAGGUUCUUAUCACUCACACUGAAGAUGGUACCUGCUGCCCAAUCUAUGAAUGUGCUUGCAAUACAAGUGUGUGUCCAGCUACUCAUGUGCAACCACCUUUAGUAUGUGCUGAGGACAGGGAGAUGACUAAUUUCACCAUCAAUGAGUGCUGUUAUACAACUGAAUGCACUUGCAAGGCGUGUCCAACAGAAACUAUACCAGUAUGCUAUCCAUUUGAGACUCUGGAAACAUUUAAAGAAAGCAUAUCUGAUUGCUGUGAUCAAUACAGAUGUGAUUGUAACAUUGCAAAUUGUCCACCAGAUGACAUGGUGUGCCCACCUAAUUUUAUAAAACAACAGACACCUGAAAGCCUGCAUGCUUGCUGUCCAGAGUACCAGUGUGUGUGUGACUGUCCUGCUGUGGAUCCAACUCAGUGUCCGAUUGGUUAUAAGCUGAAAAUUACUGAAUCUGAAGAUGAGUGCCAAUGUGUUGUGCAUGAAUGUGUUCCCAAGGAAGUAUGUCUGUGGAACAACACUGCUACAAACCAACUACAGGAAGUACAGCCUGGUACCACCAACUUACAAGGAAGUAAUCCUUGCAAAGUGUGUAGUUGUACAGAAGAGAAAGUUGCAGGCAAUGAAUUCUAUAGCAUAGAAUGUGAUGUAACCACAUGUCUGGUAAAUGGACCUGAUGGCUGCGAAGCUCACUCUGAGUACAUUCCACCUGACAACACUGACUGCUGUGGUAGAUGUGAAAGACGAUGGUGUGUUGACCAAAUGGGACGACAUAAUAUUGGUGACACUUGGACACAGCAAGAUGCCAUGACGAUGUGUGAUUAUGCAGAAUGUAGACCGGACAGCGAUGGUGUACCUAGAGUGUAUCCCUACUAUACACUAUGUCCUGCCAUUGAGCCAGCAGACUGUCCUGAAUCAAAAUAUACAUUGACGAAUACAAGUGAUGGCUGUUGCCAACAGUGUGUACCUAAGAGUGGUGCAUGUCGUAUAACUAAGAAUGAAGUGACGGUUGAAUUAAAUGGAUGUGUUAGCAACUCUACAGUUGAAAUGCCAUACUGCGAUGGCAAGUGUCGCAGCACUGCUAUGUUCUCUGUUGAAGAUGGAAAGAUGAACACCGACUGUCAAUGUUGUCAAGUUCUAGAUGCCGUUACCAAGGUUACUAAUAUGAUUUGUGACAAUGGAACAACUUUUGAGUUUGAAUAUCAGUUCAUUGAGAGCUGCUCAUGCCUGGGUUGCCUUCAUGAUGAGUUCUAGAAAUUUGUUUAUUUUUGUAUGUUCUUAUAACUAAAUUGUGAAAUUGUGAUGAAUAUGUUGAUUAAGUGGCAGGUAUUAUUUAAUCCUAUAUUUACAAAUGAUAAAUUGUAAGAUGCAAUAAUAUUUCAAACUUUUAAUUAUUUCUUUAUCAUAUUAUUCUUUAUUGUGCAGAGCACUUUGUUAGGAUAACAUUCAUACAGUACUUUUGAUUUAUUUACAUUUUAAUAGUUUUUUGCAGAAAUAUGUACUUUCAAAUUUUUAAGAUUUAUGCUUAAAGUAUUUAGUUUGUCUGGAAAUACAAACAUAAAAGUUUUUUCAUAAUCCUAGUUAGAUAAAGUACAGUUAAGCUGCCGUGGAUUGAUAAUAUUUUAUUGCUUGUACAUAUUUUGAACUAUGCUGCUCAGUGAUUUUGUAACAUUGUAACUUAAUGAAAACUUUUCUUGAUGGGAACUUUUCUUGCCAGUAACUUUUCUAGCAGUUGGAGGGUCUUGUUUUCAAAUGUACCCAAGUAUGAGACUAUGUAUAUAUGGGAAAAAGUCAUUUACAUGGACAUACGAGGAAUCUAGAUACAGUUUUAUCCAUGGUUGUAAGUUUAAUUUGAUAUUGUGUAAAGACUGGUCAUUCACAUGCAAAUUUAUAGUAAUUUGCAUAUCAUUUAUGUAUUUGAAACUAAUGUACUAGUUAACCAAUUAGCUCUGUUUCAUACACAACCAUCAUGUCCUCACUCCUUUUUGAAGAGAACACAUCGGUGUUUGACACAACAAUCCUCUAUAUAAAAUUAAAUGUCCUAAAUGUCGUCUUGUUCAUCUAUUUGCUCAUUUAGAAUACAGGUUAAAAAAAAUUGCAUCUCUUCUUUAAAAAAUUAUAUUGCAAACAAUUCUAGUGGAAUAUUAUACACCAGUAACCACUUAACCACUGUAUGAAUUCUUGUAAUCAUAGCUACACAGAUAUUUUAUAUGGAUUAAAAGAUUUAAAUAUAUUAUAAAAUUUCAA
Molecule: messenger RNA, 2478 nt
Organism: Saccoglossus kowalevskii
Lineage: Eukaryota; Metazoa; Hemichordata; Enteropneusta; Harrimaniidae
Product: otogelin-like protein 1
Molecular function (GO): protein binding
Source: RefSeq, a predicted model, not a curated record